Molecule: messenger RNA, 588 nt
Organism: Lachancea nothofagi CBS 11611
Lineage: Eukaryota; Fungi; Ascomycota; Saccharomycetes; Saccharomycetales; Saccharomycetaceae
Source: the annotation of a GenBank genome assembly
AUGAGUCGACUACUAGAGAGUGAGAGCGAUGCAGGAUCAACUUCUAGCAACGUAGAAAGUAUGAAAUCAGAAAGAAAUCCCUACACAGUGCAGGACGAGCUAGAGGAAUAUGCCAAAAAGCUCAAUCUCUUGGCAUUGGGAGAAGAUAGAAAUGAGCUUCAAUUGGGCGAUGGAAGCUCGGUGAGCUUAGAAGAGAGUACUGGAAACAACAAGACUGGAAAUGUUGUCGUCUCCACAGCCCCGAGAACUACAUCUCCAAUUUUGACGCAUUUGAGUCCCGCGGGACACGAAGCCGUGAAACAGGUGCUGUCCAAGACACAAGGCAUGCCCAAAAAACUGCGGAUUAAGUUCCAAGCGAUUGGUUCUGUAGCACAAGUAUCGCCGCAAUCAGCGCAAAUUUCAUCAUCACAACCUUUUUCCGUUUUGGUGACGUUUCUGAGAAAGAAGCUGAAAUUAGCCACGGUCUAUUGCUAUGUGAAUAAUUCAUUUUCUCCAGCGCCUCAGCAGUCUAUCGGGGAUUUGUGGAACCAUUUUAGAGUGAAAGACGAAUUGAUUGUCAACUACUUCAGUGGCGUGGCAUUCGGUUGA